Molecule: messenger RNA, 1107 nt
Organism: Miscanthus lutarioriparius
Lineage: Eukaryota; Viridiplantae; Streptophyta; Magnoliopsida; Poales; Poaceae
Source: the annotation of a GenBank genome assembly
AUGCAAGACGGCGCGGGAGCAGAAGCAGGGAGCAUCCAGACGCUCCUGACGCUCCUCGCCGACGGCGAGGAGCAGGCGCUCCAGCUCGGGGACAUGAUGGCCGCCGACGACCCGUGGUCCUCCCGCGCGGAGCACUACAGGGGCGCGGCGCGGCGGCUGCAGUGCACGCUCGGGAAGGCGGCGGCCGCCGCCAGGGCCAUCGAGGCCGCCGCGCCGGGGUCGUCGCGGGCCACCGACCGCUCCGACUCGCCGCGGUCGGCGGACGAGAGCUCCGGCGGGACGACGGUCGCGACAGAGGUGCAGGAGCGCCAGAGCAUGUGCAAGAGAAGGAAAGGUCUACCAAGAUGGACCGCGAAAUUCCGAGUGCCAGAUGCAAGCUUGGAGGCCACCCCGGACGACGGCUUCAGCUGGAGAAAGUACGGCCAGAAGGACAUCCUCGGCGCCAAGUUUCCCAGGGGCUACUACCGGUGCACGUACCGCACCGCGCAGGCGUGCGCCGCCACGAAGCAGGUGCAGCGCUCCGACACCGACCUCUGCGUGUUCGACGUCACGUACCAGGGUGAGCACGCCUGCCACCAGAAGCAGCGCGCCACCGUGGCCGCCAAGAGCCAGUCGCCGCCGCCGCCUGCGCCGCUGGAGCAGCAGCUGGACCCGAGCAUGCAGCUGCUGGGGAUGGGCUUCAAGCGCGUCCUCAAGGUGGAGACGGCAGGGCUCCACGACCACGACCACGGCCCCGCCUCCGCGCCCGCCGCGUCCUUCCCCUUCCCCUUCCCCUCCGUUCCGCCGUUCCACCAAGCCGGCGAGGCCACGGACAACCCCGCCGCCGCCGCCGCCGCGGCCUUCUCGCCGCCCGCGUCGAGCUACUUUCCUCCGCAGCACCCCGUGGUGGUGGACGGGAGCUGCUACGCCGACAUCUACGACUAUGAGGCUCCGGGGGCGCGCAUGCGCGGGGCGGAGUCGUCGGAGCUCGGCGAGGUCGUCACCAGGGCGAUCACCGCCCCCGCCGCGUUCGACUACUCGUCACUCUUCCACCACCAGGCUGAGCUCGACGACCCGCAUCUGCCGUUUCCGCCAUUUGGCGGCCCACCCCACGGACCAUACCAGUAG